Drosophila subpulchrella is the source of this 334-nucleotide messenger RNA. Its product is annotated as histone H2B. Gene Ontology annotation, cellular component: nucleosome. Gene Ontology annotation, molecular function: protein heterodimerization activity; DNA binding; structural constituent of chromatin. The transcript has a single exon. The record is from RefSeq and is a predicted model, not a curated record. The coding region runs from base 12 to 215 and encodes 67 amino acids. Lineage: Eukaryota; Metazoa; Arthropoda; Insecta; Diptera; Drosophilidae.
CGUCGAAGGCAAUGAGCAUCAUGAACAGCUUUGUGAAUGAUAUCUUCGAGCGCAUUGCUGCCGAGGCGUCUCGUCUGGCUCACUACAACAAGCGCUCGACCAUAACCAGUCGGGAGAUCCAAACGGCUGUUCGCCUGCUCCUGCCCGGAGAGUUGGCCAAGCACGCCGUCAGUGAGGGAACCAAGGCUGUCACCAAGUACACCAGCUCCAAGUAAUUUUCUCUUGCUGCGUAUGGGCAGAAAGAUCCAAAACGGCCCUUUUCAGGGCCACAACACAUUUUACCAAAGAAACUACAUUUUCAAUAUACCAUUUGCCAAUCAAAUUCGUGAUAUAA